This is a messenger RNA of Histoplasma mississippiense, 789 nucleotides long. RefSeq lists its product with no specific name. NCBI's taxonomy places the organism in Eukaryota, Fungi, Ascomycota, Eurotiomycetes, Onygenales, Ajellomycetaceae. The record is from RefSeq and is a predicted model, not a curated record. The coding region runs from base 1 to 789 and encodes 262 amino acids. The transcript is spliced from 3 exons.
AUGCCUCCCGGGGAACAGAGCUACACCCUCUCCGUCACAGCAGGUCCCGGCUACAACCCUUCAACCCACAGGCCAGUCGCCGUCAACUCCUCCGUUCCCCACCUCAUAGAAACAGAGCACGCCACCAUCGACCUCCGUGUUCGCAUACAAGAGUACACAGGCCUCCCCCGGAACUCCCCGCGCACCUGCCCAUACUUCUCCCACCCCGCCCACACAAACGACCAAUACUCCAUCGCCAUCUCCUUCGUCCCCAAGCGCGCGAUUCCUGGUGCAGAGCUUGUCUUCGGCAACGAUUUCGACCGCCCCAUCCGCGACAGGUUGCCGCCGGGUACAAACCAGGCGCUGAAGUUUGUUAAGUGGGCUAUUGACCCCGGGUUAGAAGGGGAUGCGUAUGCGGAUAAGCCGUAUUUGUAUGGGGCGGCAUUGUCAAGUUGGAAUUAUUUGAGGACCCGUCGAUAUCGCUAUCCCUUCUCUUCUGUUUUCGAAGAGAUUAGGAGUGUUGAUAAUGGGGAUGUGUACGCAGAUUUCUCCCUCCGCCUCCCCGGCUUCAGCAUUAAGGUAGCUAAAUACAUCGAUGCAAAGAACCAUCAACUUCGCUAUGUGCUGAAGAAUAAAAGCACAGGCGAUGUAUAUUUUGUGGUGUUGUUUACGUUGCUUUUGGGUAAGGCUGGUGCUCGUGAUUGUGACGAUAACGCAUUCGAGAAUGUUGAUGUCGACGAUGAGGGAAAAAAUGAAAAAGGUAAUAAUAACGAGACGUGGUAUGACGAGGACGACGAGGGCGUCGAUUGA